AUGAAUGAUCGUGAUGAAAAUGAUAUUUUUCAUGGUUUUAUACCUCUAUGGGCAUUAGUUUUAUUUAGUAUUGCGAUUAUAUUUCUUAUUAUAUUUAUUGCUGGUUUAAUAUGUCAUUUGGUUGGUUGUCGAAGACUAAAACAAGACCAAACGAAUAAUAUUCAUUCAUUGAUUUUGAAACAACCAUUACUUAUAGAGAAUCAUCAACGAGAAGCAACUUCAAUCAAAUCGAAUAAAUUAACAAGAAAAUCUAAAGAUGUACUAUUCUAA
Messenger RNA from Rotaria sp. Silwood1, 270 nucleotides. The record is from the annotation of a GenBank genome assembly. NCBI's taxonomy places the organism in Eukaryota, Metazoa, Rotifera, Eurotatoria, Philodinida, Philodinidae.